Alnus glutinosa is the source of this 1866-nucleotide messenger RNA. RefSeq names its product UBP1-associated protein 2A. The coding region runs from base 141 to 1523 and encodes 460 amino acids. Lineage: Eukaryota; Viridiplantae; Streptophyta; Magnoliopsida; Fagales; Betulaceae. The record is from RefSeq and is a predicted model, not a curated record. Gene Ontology annotation, molecular function: RNA binding. The transcript has 2 exons.
AAGUACGGAGAGAGAGUUAUGUAUGGAAAGUGUAAACCCACUUCACCGGCAAGGACGGGAUUCCGGACUUCGAACCCAAACCCUACACCUACUCGCAUCUCUUAAAGCCACAGUUGUUACUCUCUGUCAGCCCCCCAGCAAUGGCGAGGAAGCGAAAGCUCAAUCUCGAGUCCAAAUCCGCUGAGGCAACUCAACCCCCGAAGAAGCAACAGCAACAACAAAAGCAGAGAGAAGAGGAUCGUACCCACUUCGAAGCCGAGGAAGACCAAGAAAACGUCGAAUACGAAGAAGAAGAAGAAGAAGAAGAAGAAGAAGAAGAGGACGAAGAAGAUCCCUAUAUACCCCAGAAUGCGGUCAAUCAGACAGCGAACGCCUCCACGUCAGCCGCUCGUGCGACUUCGGGGAGAGAUCCAUACGGCGAAGAUGAUGACGAAGAGCUCAUACAGAAGGUUCUUGAGCCGUUCAGCAAGGAUCAGAUUGUAAACCUGCUCUGCGAAGCAGCGGAUAAGCACCCGGACGUGGCGGAUCGGAUCCGAAAGGUUGCGGACGAGGACCCGGUACACCGCAAGAUCUUCGUCCACGGCCUUGGGUGGGACACGAACGCCGAGACCCUCUCCAACGUGUUCAAGCAGUACGGCGAGAUCGAGGAUUGCAAGGCGGUGUGCGACAAGGUCUCUGGCAAAUCCAAGGGCUACGGUUUCAUCGUCUUCAAGACCCGCAGCGGGGCCCGGAAGGCCCUCAAGCAGCCCCAGAAGAAGAUCGGCAACCGGAUGACCGCGUGCCAGCUUGCCUCUAUCGGCCCGGUCCCACAAGCGAGUGCUACCGCGGCGGCUCCCUCGCCGCCCUUGUCGGAAUAUACGCAGAGGAAGAUAUACGUGAGCAAUGUUGGGGCUGAGUUGGAUCCUCAGAAGCUGCUUACGUUCUUCUCCAAGUAUGGAGAAAUUGAGGAAGGGCCGUUGGGGCUCGAUAAGCUGACGGGGAAGCCCAAGGGGUUUUGUUUGUUCGUGUACAAGACGUUUGAGGGCGCCAAGAAGGCUCUGGAAGAGCCGCACAAGAAUUUUGAGGGCCAUGUAUUGCACUGCCAGAAGGCUAUUGAUGGUCCGAAGCCGAACAAGUCGAACCCUCACAACGCGCAAUUACAUAGGAAUGAGAACCCCGCUUUUGUUGGUGGAGUGUCUUCGGCCGCGGCCACACCAGGUCACUUGAUGGUUCCGCCGCCUACUGGGGCGGGGAUUGGGUUGAAUCCUGCGCUUGGGCAGGCAAUAACGGCAUUGCUUGCAAGUCAGGGUGCCGGGUUGGGCCUGACUAAUCUGUUGGGGACGCUGGGAUCCGUGAAUCCAGGUGUGCCCACUGCUGCUGCGGGGCAUGCUUAUCCAAACCAGGCGCAUAUGAUUGGAGGGUAUGGGAAUCAAGGGGGAAUGCAGGGCGGAUACCCCAACCAGCAGGCGGGACAAGGUGGUUCCGGAAGAGGCCAGCAUGGUGUUGUGCAAUAUGGUGGCGUUGCACCUUACAUGGGGCACUAGGUAUCCCUGAGGUCAGAUACCACUUAAGUGCAUCAGUCUUUUAGUACUGGCCUGGGAUUCUUCUGAAGCUUAAGGAGAUGAUGCAAAUGGCGUCUUUAUAGUAUAUGAUGAAAUGUUACUGUUUGGAAACUUCAAAGAACAGAAUCUUAAAACUGUCAUUUGGAGUUUUGAUUUUCUGUCCUUCUUUUCUUCCUCAUUUCUCCUUUCUUUCCUUUCAAAAUAUUGUAGUAUUUGGACUUCCAAUAUAUGGUUUUAAUGCUUUGGAAUUGUUUUAGUAUUUUCAACUAAAGAUCUAUCAUACUUUGUGGAGUUUGGGAGUUUAAAUGAACGUAACUUUUUUUUU